ACCGCGAAAGAACGGCCAUCGGUUGUUAUUGUCAAAAAAGGAAAAUGGUCGACUGAUAUACGAGGCUCGAAAUACGGAGCAGGAGCACACAGUCUGCAAUUAAUUUCAUUGACAAUCUAUGAAAAGCUAUGUUGCAGUCACUAGACUGCGGUUAAUAUUUAUUCAAAUGUCACACUUUGAAGAUGGAAGCUUUUCCUAGCCCGAGACCUACACCUAAGUUUUUCCUCGAACCUCAGACAUUUUCUACGAAAAAGUCGAGAGGUACACCACGUGAUUCACUGCCUCCUAAACCCCCAGUGAAGAGUGCUCCACCUAUCAGUCGGAUCUUCCCACACCGACCCAUCCAGAGGGCGCAGAUUGUAUCAUUCCGCGAUAAUCUGGACAGCAAUAGAUCCUAUCUUGGAGCUAAUACUUCCAAUAGUAAACAGCUAUACUUUGAGACUGGGUUCCAGGUCAUAUCAAAGCUGGGAGCUGGAUCCUUCGGAGAGGUUUUUAAAGUACGAAGUAAAGAAGAUGGGAAGUAUUAUGCUGUUAAAAAAUCCCAGGAGAAAUUCCGUGGGGAGAUGGACAGGAGGAGAAAGUUGGAGGAGGUAGCGAAACACGAAUCCUUACCGCCUCACCCCAACUGUGUGACUUUCUAUCGAGCUUGGGAGGAGCGGCAGCACCUUUAUAUACAAGAGGAGCUGUGUCAAAAUAAUUUGCUGCAGUAUGCUGAGAGUCGUGAAACAUCUGAAAAAAUGAUUUGGAAAUAUCUUGUGGAUUUAUUGAUGGCAGUAAAACACUUACAUGAUCACAACCAUAUCCACAUGGACAUCAAGCCAGACAACAUCUUCAUCUCCCAUGACAAGGUCUGCAAGCUGGGUGACUUCGGACUUGUCAUUGACCUGUCUAAGGGCGGAGACUUCUCUGAGUCACAGGAAGGAGAUCCCAAGUACCUUGCUCCAGAACUGAUGGAUGGCAGGUUCUCCAAGGCAGCAGAUAUCUUCAGCCUUGGAAUGUCGGUGCUAGAGUUGGCCAGUGACCUUGACCUACCAAGAGGAGGAGAGGGUUGGCACCUGUUGCGAACUGGACAUCUUCCUGAAGAAUUUCUUCGUGACAAGUCAUUUGACAUGAAGUAUGUGAUACAACAGAUGUUGGACCCGGAGCCGACUAGUCGCCCGACAGUGGACCAAGUUCUUGCCUUCCCAUAUGUUAGAAAGAUUUGGAAAAGACGACAGCGUGAAUACAUGAUGAACAGUGCGGUGAACACUGUACGGUCCAUGUUCCAGAGAGUAUUCCAGGCAAUACUCUUCCUGUCCACUGUGUUUACCUUGCCUUACCACUAUUUCCGGCCAGCCCUCCUCAGUGAAAACUCCGGACGCAGCAGUCUUAGCAGUAACAGCACAAGUCUGGGACUCGACCACAGUCUGUCUGAUGAUGAUUGUUUCGAGGAUGAGUUCAGUAUACACAACAAUUCUAUGGGAAUUCCGUUGGAUAGUUCAUCAUCAAGUGAAAGUUUCCUUUCUGAGUUUGCAGUGCCAAGCCAGCUGCCUCUGCGAAAGGCCUACACAUCCCCUGUAAUGCGACACCGAACUAAAGACUUUGUCAGCGCACCAAUGAGUUCAUCGCCUGUGCUUCCUAGUCGGAACAGAAGUCCUAAUCUGAGUUUUGAGAACAGUUUUGAGGAGGAGAGAGCAGUAACACCAACAACCUUUGCCACAAACCUGCUUGACCUUAGUGGUGAAGAUAUCACUAAACCUGGCAUUGAACCCAAGAACCUCAUGGAUAUGUUUGAUGCAGCUAAUGAUGAUGACUGACAAGGUGUAGGUGGUUGUCGUAUAAUGUUAUCUUUGGAACAUAGUCGGAGAUCAUAUUGGACGUCAUAAUAGUGUUAUCAUCUGCAGAUGGCUGGAGUUAUCGACAGAUGUCAUGACAUUGCUAUCCUCAGAACAUGGUCAGUUAUUGAACAUCGAAGCUGUGUUUAUCUUAAGAAAAGUGCCUGGAGUUGUGAAUGGAUGUUGUUACAGUGUGUUCCUUCCAGGACAUGGCUAAUGAUUGUGUUCAGAACUGGUUUCUGAGCUCAGCCUAGGCAGACAGUGGGGAGAUGUAAAGUGCUUGGAACUCAAAAAGUUUGUUGCCAAAUUUGUGAAAGAUUGUUUUGUUUAAGGAUUGAGUUACUAGAAGCCUAAUGACAGUGUUAUGCUUACCUGCAGUUAAUUUUGUGUAUAUUUUUUUGUCUAACCUUAAGGCUAUAUAUGCUACCUUGCUGUAAAAUGCACCUCCCUUUCAAAAGAUUUCUUCUCUCCACACGAAGAAACAUGUAAAAUAAUUUUGAUGAAUGUUAAAGUUAGACUGGGUUUAAUGAUGUUUUGAAAGGGAUGCAUUGAUAGUACUGACUGAUUGAAUUAGGUGUAAAAAACUAAUGACAGGUAUAAUGUGUAAGGUAGCAUCUAUCCUAAAGGAUAAACUGUCAUGUACGAAAUGACUUCGGUUUGAUAGCUUGAGGAGAAAAUUCCAAAAUUUGUUAGGAGAAUAUCAGAGUGUUUGUGAGAGAGAAUGACUUUUCUGCUUGCAAGCACUUCAUUUCUAUUGAUCUUUGAUAUGUUGAAAACACUGCAUUUGUUUGUUUAUGCUAAAGGAUUAGCUUUGGAAGAAGAUUAUUUUUAUAUAGCUUCGUUAACCAAUAUGUGUUCAAAUCAAAUAUUGUGUUCAGACAUCUAAAUACCGGUAUCAUCUUCCUUCAUCUAACUUCUACUGUCAUUUAAAUAUCAUCCGUCAUCUAAUAUCUCCCAUCAUCUAAAUAUAAUCAUCUAACACCAUUCAAUAUUACACUUCUGCCAAUUUUCAUCUAUUAAAAAUACAAUUUAGUGUCAUCUAAAUAUAGUUUUCUGUCGUCUAAUUAUGAUCUAUAGCCAUCAAGAUGUGUCAUUAUAACCACUGUCAGGGUGUCUGCAGACCAAUCAUCAGUUGUGAAGAAUUAACAUUGCAUUAGUUGAAUAAUCUUUGAAUUUAAAGGAAAAAUUUAUAAAACCUAUUUCGAGAACUGAUCAUGAAGAGUGCUUGAUUUCCAUUUUAUGAACAAGCCUCACCAGUGAUGUUACUCUGAAUAGUAAUUCUUAAUUGGUAAUUCAAUGAAAAAAAAAAA
This is a messenger RNA of Mizuhopecten yessoensis (Yesso scallop), 3124 nucleotides long. Its product is annotated as membrane-associated tyrosine- and threonine-specific cdc2-inhibitory kinase-like. Gene Ontology annotation, biological process: protein phosphorylation. The transcript is spliced from 15 exons. Bases 183 to 1796 code for a protein of 537 amino acids. Gene Ontology annotation, molecular function: protein kinase activity; ATP binding. NCBI's taxonomy places the organism in Eukaryota, Metazoa, Mollusca, Bivalvia, Pectinida, Pectinidae. The record is from RefSeq and is a predicted model, not a curated record.